Camelus dromedarius (Arabian camel) is the source of this 3226-nucleotide messenger RNA. It is a transcript of the gene RASD2, whose product is annotated as RASD family member 2. Lineage: Eukaryota; Metazoa; Chordata; Mammalia; Artiodactyla; Camelidae. Gene Ontology annotation, biological process: signal transduction. The transcript has 3 exons. Gene Ontology annotation, molecular function: G-protein beta-subunit binding; GTPase activity; GTP binding. The coding region runs from base 495 to 1295 and encodes 266 amino acids. The record is from RefSeq and is a predicted model, not a curated record.
AGAUAGGUUCGCCCACCCGGGACACGCACAUACGCACGCACCCGCAAUCACUUCCAAAGGACUCGCCAGGAUUCUCUAAAGACCGGGGGUCGCCCCUUCUGCCCUUUCCCCCCAGCCCCGGAGCCCCAGUCAGGGACCCCGGGAUCGGACGUCCCCACGCCUCCGGGCACCUGGCUCAGCAGGAGGCCCCCGGGUCGGGGCAGGGCAGGGCCGGCGGCGGCGAGCCGGAGCCCGCCCGGCGCCCGGGCCCCUCCAAGCCCUUGGAACCCACCCAUGGGGCACCAGCUCCCCGUGUCCCCUCGCCCGGCCGCGCCCAGCCCGGCGCCCCGAACUGCGCAGAGGAGGAGCCCGGCGCAGUGACCCAGGAGCCGCCGCAGACUCUGGAAGGCUCGGCGGCAGCCGGAGAGGCCGGCGGUUCCCCGCAUCUCCAGGCUCUUCCAGGCAUCCCUCCCAGUCGCGCCAGAGGUCCGGGCCGCCAUUCCCAGCCCCGAGCCAUGAUGAAGACCUUGUCCAGUGGGAACUGCACGAUCAGCGUGCCCGCCAAGAACUCGUACCGCAUGGUGGUGCUGGGCGCCUCGCGGGUGGGCAAGAGCUCCAUCGUGUCUCGCUUCCUCAACGGCCGCUUUGAGGACCAGUACACACCCACCAUCGAGGACUUCCACCGGAAAGUCUACAACAUCCGCGGCGACAUGUACCAGCUUGACAUCCUGGACACGUCUGGCAACCACCCCUUCCCCGCCAUGCGCAGGCUGUCCAUCCUCACAGGGGAUGUCUUCAUCCUGGUGUUCAGCCUGGAUAACCGGGAGUCCUUCGACGAGGUCAAGCGCCUCCAGAAGCAGAUCCUGGAGGUCAAGUCCUGCCUGAAGAACAAGACCAAGGAGGCGGCGGAGCUGCCCAUGGUCAUCUGCGGCAACAAGAAUGACCAUGGCGAGCUGUGCCGCCAGGUGCCCACCACCGAGGCCGAGCUGCUGGUGUCCGGCGAUGAGAACUGCGCCUACUUCGAGGUGUCGGCCAAGAAGAACACCAACGUGGAUGAGAUGUUCUACGUGCUCUUCAGCAUGGCCAAGCUGCCGCACGAGAUGAGCCCCGCCCUGCACCGCAAGAUCUCUGUGCAGUACGGGGAUGCCUUCCACCCCAGGCCCUUCUGCAUGCGCCGCGUCAAGGACAUGGACGCCUAUGGCAUGGUCUCGCCCUUCGCCCGCCGCCCCAGCGUCAACAGUGACCUCAAAUACAUCAAGGCCAAGGUCCUCCGGGAGGGCCAGGCCCGCGAGCGGGACAAAUGCACCGUCCAGUGAGCGGGAGGGAUGCUGCGGUGGGACUUGGGCCGUGCCUUAUGGGAGGUGGCCCCAGAUGCCCGCUGCCCGCAUCCCCGCUGCCUUGUGAUCCCAAAAGCAGUCGAGUUCCAAGACCUUUGGCACAAGACUGGAGGACCCCAGCCUCUAAUCUGCGUACGCUCUCCUGCCUUCAACCACUUCCUUCUGAUUCCUUCUUUCUGCUGUUCCCCCUUGGUUUCAGCUUCUCCACGGCAGGUGGAUCUCUGCAGGGCGGGAGGCAAGGUUGGGAGACAUCCAGAUUCACACCAGGACCCAAGUCAGAGCUUGCGUAUCCUUGCAACAGAUGCUGAUGCCAGAGGGGCCGAGACUCCUGCAUCUGACGGAGACUCCUAGAACAUCACAGGAUGAGAAUAAUACCCCGGGCCAGCUGGGAGAGGGCUCUGCUCUCCUGGUGUAAGACCCAGCUUAGUUUAGGUGGCAGCUGGGAGCACCCCCCCAACAUCCUGCAGCUCUUACCCUCUGACUCAGCUGUUUCUAGCCUCUGCCCCCUGAGUUGGCCCCCAGCUGUCCCAGACAUUGAGUCAGGGUGCCUCUGUGUUUGAAGGGGGGCAUGGCCACGUCACCUGGACCACAUCCAUCUCCUGGACUGCCUUCCUCAGCCUCCUCUCCCAGGUUCCUCUUGUCUGCUGGCUGUGCUUUGCUGUUGAGGCUGUUACGUCGUGUUCCCAGUAGAAAUGGAAAUCAUUGUACUGUAAAAAGCCUAGUGACCCCCUCGUUGGCCAGGCCCCCACGCAGUUCAGAGUCACUGCCUCAACUGAGGACACUUUCCUCCCCUGCUCCCGGAGGGGUUCCUACGACCUGUCUGCAGCUGGACACUGCCCUCCUCCCAGGCUUCACCGUUUAUACUCACACAGGCUGGGUGGGCAGGCCGGGGCUGCUUCUCCUCUGGCCCGUGUGUCACAGAGGAGGUGGCUGAGACUCAGAGGGGAAAGCGACAUGCCCCAGCCCCACUUCGCAGCUAGUUCGGGCCGGAGUUCCACCUGGAACCAGGCUGUCCUCCAUUGGGCUUGUUCCUGAAGCAUUUAUUGAGCACCUACUGGGUGCUGGGUCCACUGGGUGCUAGGAAACAAAGAGGGUGAGCAAUGCACUUUACCCCUCAAAGCCAAGCCUCCCCGGCUCUGGCCUCUUUCCCUUCCCCUGCCUGGCCUCUGCCCACCCCUGCUGUCCCACUGCCUUCUACACACGCAGCUGUUGGGAGGCAUGGAUGAGCAGCUGGGAGCCAGAGCUGAGCCCAGGAGAGGUAGAUGAGAAACGUUCCGGGUAGGUCAAAGAUUGGGCUGUGCUGGGUACCAGGCAUGGUGGGAUUUGAACCCAUGGACCAAAGGCUCUUGUCAUCAGCUUUUAGCAAAUAUAUUUUGUAUUUUUAAUCUCCUUAAAAAUAUUGAAGUUUUGGGCCCCAAGAAACCUUAGUAAUUGGCUAGGGAAUCUUUCCAAGGCCCAGAGAGGGUAAGUAACUUGCUCCAGGUCACACAGCAAGUCAGUGAGUGGCAGAAGCAGGGCUAGGUCUGGGCAUUCAGCACACACUCUGAUGUGCCCCUCUCCUGAUGCUGCCUCAGCCCCUGAGGACUUCAGGGAUUUGAGGUGUCCUCUCCCUAAGCUUCUCCCUGGAUCGGCCUCUGAGGGCUCCUCUGGAUUCUGUGUACAUUGUGCUCAAGUAUAUACAUGUACACACACACGUGAACACAGAUAUACACAUGCCCUGGCCUCAGGCUCUGCACACCCCACACUCCCACCCUGGCCCCUAAUGCUCAGGGCAGCUGCUCUGACCCUGCUUCUGUGGCCCCACCUGGCCCCAGCCUGAACCUUGUACCUUGGCCAGGACGGAUGUGUGGCCUGGUCUCACCUGGUCACACCCCUGCUGCCCCAUAUCUCUGUGAAUACUCUCAAUUAAA